AUGCCAGACGACGAAGGGUUGUUUCAGAAGUCGUCUUCUCACGGACAUGACACUUCAAUUUAUGGUACAAAUCAAGAACAUUCCAAACAUGACGUAAGGGUUCAAACUUUUAUAUAAUGAAUCGCCAAAGGUCAUAUAUCAACUAUUACUGUAGGUCUCUAAUCGUUUUACAUUUUAAAAUCUAUGGUUACUUGAAAAGAUAUUACAGAUGUUAAAGUAUAUUUCUGAUUUUAGUCUAACUCGGAAGUAGAAACCGCAAUCUCAAGUAGUCUGACUAAACUAAAAGUCAACCGGACUUCGCCAGUGCCAGACUCUCUGCCGAAGCAUGGCUACAGUGAUCUCGAAGUUUCUAUGGAUAUUAUUGGGAAUACGAUAGAACCUUUGGAACUUGCCGGCAGAAUACCACGGUAUAAUCGAAUAAAGUUGUGUGGUUAUGUUGCUGUUACUGAAGUAAGCCUAUUUUAUGUCACUGAAAGUAAGGCUACGUUUGGUUAGAACUCAAAUAAGCAGAUAUUGUCGUUGAAACAUUAGUUAUUACCUUUUCAGACGAGAAAACGAGACAAAGGCCCAGGGUACCAAAAGAUGGCCGACAGACAGGUACCCAACCCUUUUAGAAGGUACGGUUCUCUAAAGACGCUUCAUGGCAUUGGAGGAUGGGUAACACCAAAAGGGACUGAUAAGAGACAUGAGUAUGUAAAGGUAGGUUAACAGCUGUUUUUACUUACUUGUUAUAUGUAUCUAUACACAUAUUAUUAUAUAUUAAUAAUUUAUGUUUGCUUUCACUAUGAUGUAUAAACCCAAUAAACUUAUACCUAAUCUGAUAAAGCAAUUUAGAUGGGCACGAAAGCUCCGAAAAGGCCGACUGGUCCAGAGUUUGGUUUACAUAAAGAAGUUCUCUUAAGUAAAGAUGUGGUAACGCUACCGGCAGUUAAGACCAACUCGAGUCAAGAAGCGAUCCUGGUCAUCGCCAAUCAGAUCAAAAAGAAAGUACCGACCUUCGAGACCGAGAUCAUAAAGAAAUGCAACGAAAAGCGGCAACCGCUUAAGGCCAACAACAAGAAGGAGUCGGCUUCCAGCAGUUCGAGCACUACUAACACCAAUAAGAGGACGUCACAUUGA
This is a messenger RNA of Bursaphelenchus okinawaensis, 1119 nucleotides long. The record is from the annotation of a GenBank genome assembly. Lineage: Eukaryota; Metazoa; Nematoda; Chromadorea; Rhabditida; Aphelenchoididae.